UAUUACUCUUAUCAUAUAUUAGCUAUAGCCUUUAAAUUAGAUCUAUAUGUUAAAUUAUAUCAUUUGUUGAAUUCACAUACAUUUUCCUCUAUAAUUGAUUUAUGGCCGAAACAAAACCAACACCCCCAUGACUUAACAACAGCCAUUCCACUAAAAUUGUUCAAACCCGGUACUAUCCUCCUCCUCUUCUUCUUAUUCUUCUCAAAGUUCUAAGCCACAAAAAAACAAUGGCUGACGAAGAGUACAAGUAUUGGUUGGAUCAUUGUUACGUUCCUCCUGAGGAAGAAGAGGAGGAUGAUGGUGAGGAAGCUAUCAUUGCUGAACGGGUAAAAAUAGUACUCCCUUCAUCAUCAUCACAGAGUCAAUCACAAGCCAAAUCACCUUAUGAAAAGAGGAAGGGAGCUGGUUCCACAUCAGAGAAACUACUUGAUGCAAAGAGAGACCGCAAGAAAAAGCCGUCUAAGGAAAAAGAAUACGCUGAUGAGGCUCUUACGGUGGCUUCUGAGGCACAAAAUAGUAAGGUAUGUCAAGAGUUUUGGGUAGCUAGAAGAAAGGAGAACCCAGAAUUUCUGAAAUUAAGGUUUCAAUGUCCUUCACACUUGGAUAAGUUGAAAGCAUGUUCUAAAGAUAUGAAGGCUAUAGGUGAUGUAGCUUUGAAAACACAUGCAGAUCCAUCAUCAGCUGAGGUGAGGGUAUGUGGGAAAGAAAAUGAGGACAAUCAUGAAUUAAGGGCUUUUGGUGAGGGUUUUAGGGACAGUGAUAGUGUUGCUUAUGAAGAACCUCAUACUUCAUAUAAUGUGGGCCACACUACUUCAAAUGAUAAUCCAAAUAAAAGGCAGAUACAGCUAAAUGAUAAAAAACAAUUUGGUAAAGUCAAUAAGCUUCAACAUUCUGUUAGCGUGUCUCUGGAGGAAGAGGAACAUAGCAUUCCUCUGGAAGUGACACAUAGAAGAGCUACUCAAGAGAAUCAGCCAAUUCCAGACAAUGAUAAAUGGGAUGAUUUCACAAUAGGAGUUUUCUUGGAAGUAUGUGUUCAGGAAAUAGCUGCUGGGAAUAGGCCUCAUGAUGACUUUAACAAAGAGGGAUGGAACAAUGUGGUUGCCAAGUUUAAUGGAAAAACUGGUAAAAAUUAUGAUCAUAGGCAAUUGAAAAAGGAACUGGACAAUCUAAAAAAUGAUUUUACUUUAUGGGCAAAGCUUGUUGAAAGUCAAACUGGUUUAGGAUGGGAUCCUAUUAAAAAAACUGUCAAAGCACCUCCCAAAUUUUGGGAAUCCAGAAAAAAGGAGAACCAUGCAUUUCUAAAAUUUGAGCAUCAAGGUCCUCCACACUUAGAUAAGUUGGAAGCUUGCUUUGAAGAUGCUAUAGGUACAAGUUAUGUAGCUAUAUAUGCAGAUCCAUCAUCAAAUGCGGUGGGGUUUUAUGGUGAAGAGAAUGAGGAUAAUCUUGAAUUAAGGGCUAGUGUUGCUAAUAAAGAAACUUAUCAUUCACAUAAUGCAGAGCCUGGUCCUUCAAGCUAAGAAGCACUCUGGCAAACUUUUGUGCAUUUGAUGCGAGAUGAUCCUAAGUUGGCAUUUGGUUGGCUCAACACUUUUACAUUGGAGGACCUGAAGAAUUUGACUGGCUGAACACAAUGCCUUUUCUAGUUCGGAUUAAGGCUAUGGUUGUAUGUUUUGUUUGCUAUUAGUGGUGUAUUGACUUUGAGUUGAUGGUUAUGAGAGGUUUAGUUAUCGUACUCAGUUUAUACUUUAUAUCCUCACUCUAUGAUAUAACUAGUUGUGCAUGAUUACUUCGAAAUAGACAAAAGACGUGGAAGCUUUGGAAGAUGUACUGUAGAAUCAACCUCAACCUAUUUUAGUGAUGAGGGUGCAUGGUCAUAAA
Molecule: messenger RNA, 1878 nt
Organism: Arachis stenosperma
Lineage: Eukaryota; Viridiplantae; Streptophyta; Magnoliopsida; Fabales; Fabaceae
Product: L10-interacting MYB domain-containing protein-like
Exons: 8
Coding region: 228-1517 (429 amino acids)
Source: RefSeq, a predicted model, not a curated record